This is a messenger RNA of Phaedon cochleariae (mustard beetle), 1275 nucleotides long. Lineage: Eukaryota; Metazoa; Arthropoda; Insecta; Coleoptera; Chrysomelidae. The record is from the annotation of a GenBank genome assembly.
AUGGGAAAACAAUCCAGGAAAAGACAUUUGGCAAGUAAGGACAAGAAGGAAAUAAAACGAAAAUUGAGACAAUUAGAAGAAAGGCUCCGAUCGUACUCAUCAAAAAGUUCGGAAUCUGAAUCCACAUCAGAUCUUUCGAGCAUCUCCAGCGAUGCAAGAGAUACUUGCUGCUUUCCAUUCAGCCUUGGAGCUCUACAAGAGAAACUGAAUGCAUCUCUUCCUGGAGUCCAUAUGCUGUCCAUACGCAUUGGAAACAAUAUCAUCGAAGAUAUGGAAAAUGGCUAUUUCAAACACCCAGAUGAACAAAUCAAAGAAGCUUGUGAUAUUGUAGAAGCAGAUCAGCUAUUGCAUGAUGGAUUCAAUGCUAUUGGACUGUCUCAAGGAAGCCAAUUUUUUGGUGUUUCAGUCGCCGAAAUCGAUGACCUCACAAAGGGAAAAACCGAGUUCAAGUGCAUACAGUGCAAAGGUUCGCCUAAUGAUGAUGGUGAUGCAGCUUUUUUUGAUGCCAUCGAGAACAUUAGCAUCGAUAAAAAGGUUGAUAUCCAUGUUUUUAAUUAUAUCGUGAAACAAAAGGAUAUAAUGAUCAACGAUCUGAGAAAUCAAAUUGACAUAUUAAACAAUCAAAUCGUACUUCUGAACGAAAGAAACAACGAUAUGAUGCGCCAUUCAACCGGGCCAUCAGAUAAAAAACCUCGCGACGACAAAAAGCCUCUCGAAGAUAAAAACAACCUGAUCCAGAUUAAGGCAACGCUACCAGACAGUGUUGCCAAGCCACCGAACUUUCAGGAAAUCUCAGGCAAGCUAGUCGCAAAUGCAAUCGCACACGCAGAAACACAGGAAAAAUGCCACAAAUACAUAACCUUAAAUGGUACUACUGAAAGUCAUGACGUAACAACCGAGGCACCCAUAAACGUGGAAAGUCAUCCGCCAUGGCAAACAGUGAUCAGAAAACGUCCUAAUAAAAGCAGACAAGUCAUAACAGGAAACAAUACGACCAAUUCUUCCGUAAAAGGAGUACCAAAACUGGCCUCCCUCCAUGUAUACCGUAUUGAUAAGAAUUCAACAGCAGAAUCCCUAAAACUUCUGCUCAAAGAUCAUUUUCCAGAAGUAGUCUGUGAAUCCAUCACUCCCAAAUACCCUGACCUCUACACAUCAUACAAAGUAAGAAUACUGGAAUCUAACUUCCGUAGAGCAAUGGAUCCCGCUAUAUGGCCAUAUGGAGCAUGUGUAAGCCGUUUUUUAGAGAUGAGGAAGCCAAGACCACAUCCGAGCUAG